Messenger RNA from Aspergillus steynii IBT 23096, 1530 nucleotides. Its product is annotated as flavin monoamine oxidase family protein. The transcript has 3 exons. Gene Ontology annotation, molecular function: oxidoreductase activity. The record is from RefSeq and is a predicted model, not a curated record. Bases 1 to 1383 code for a protein of 460 amino acids. NCBI's taxonomy places the organism in Eukaryota, Fungi, Ascomycota, Eurotiomycetes, Eurotiales, Aspergillaceae.
AUGGCCUCGAAUGAAGUCGACGUUGUGGUGGUGGGAGCGGGCCUCAGCGGCCUCAUAGCUGCCACCGAAGUCCAGCGAGCAGGUCUCUCCUGCGUGGUACUCGAGGCCAUGGAUCGCGUGGGCGGAAAGACCCUGACAAUUCCUGCUUCUUCUCAGGGGGGCCUGGCUGAACUUGGAGCCGCCUGGCUCAACGACACGAACCAAUUUUACAUGUACGCGUUGGCGAAGAAGUUUGGAUUCGAGCUUGAAGUGCAACGCCAUAAGGGUUUGAAUCUUUUCGAGGAUUCGAAGGGCAAAACGCACAGCGUGGAGUAUGGGAAUGAGUAUUUGAAUGAGUACGCCAAACAAGCGGAACUCACUCAGCUGGUGCAUCCUGAACUCAGUCAAAAUGCGAGAAAACAUGAUAAUAUGACGUUCGCGGACUUUGCAAAACAGUUUUCCCCGGACGCAGAACUCAUAGCGGAUGACAUCGCCGAGACGCUACUCGGGGUGGAAGCCAAAGACAUCAGCGCGUUGUAUAUGUUCAACUAUACUAAAAGUGGGACUGGGCUGGACAAUAUCUUGUCAGACUUGAAGGACGGGGGUCAGUACAUGCGCAAUCGUCAUGGGAAUCAGAACUUCUCUGUCCGCCUCGCCGAUGACCUUAAGCCUGAAACCGUGCAUCUAUCUUCACCUGUCACAAAUAUCAAACAAAGAGGCCAAGACUCUUGCAUAAUCACCACUCUCACCGGUCGCCAAAUCUCUUGCAAAAAAGUGAUCAUCUCCAUUCCUACCUCCUUGUACCAUCGCAUCGAAUUCAUUCCGUCUCUCCCAGAGACCAAAAAAGAUCUCAGCAGCUCUACAAGACUUGGGUUCUACGCAAAGGUAAUCGCGGUAUACGAGUAUCCAUGGUGGCGACAGGCUGGGUUGUCAGGGAUUUUCAGCUCCGUCAACGGCCCUAUCUGCUGUUCCAGAGACACCUGCAUCGUGGGGGACCAUCAGUAUUCCAUCACCUGCAUGGUUACCGGCGAGUCGGGCAAGGAUUGGUCCAGACUUCCUCCCAUUGAGAAGCAUAAGUUGACCAUGAAGCAGUUCAAUGCUGCUUUCUCCACGCAGGUUAAGCACAUACCCGACCCCUUGAAUGUGAUUGUGCAUGACUGGUCAGAGGAGCCUUGGAUUCUGGGUGCUCCGAGCCCCGUCAUGCCGCCCGGGUUGAUGACUUCGGAUGCUGGGAAGUCUCUCCGGGAACCGUUUAAGAACAUUCAUUUUGUGGGGACUGAAACAGCCAUUAUUUGGAAAGGGUAUAUGGAGGGUGCCGUUCGGGCUGGUAUUCGUGGCGCUGGGGAGGUAAUCGAAUUGCUCGUCCCUGAGACCGAGCGACGGGCGUUCAAGUCUUUUCUUUAAACUGAGAUCUAUCUGUAGUUGCUUUUUCUUGAGUUGUUCACGGAGAAAGUUCCCCUGGUAUAAUGAAACUUGUUGCCUGCUAUACAAUGAAUGGGGUUUGGGCUUCAUUCUCGGAAUUAUUGCUCCGGGUGUUGAAACGUCAUUUCG